AGACCACCCUAUUCUUACAUGGUAUUGAUACAGUUAGCUUUAAGUAGUGCUGAAGAUCAUAAGAUGACAUUGAAAGAAAUCUGUAAAUGGAUUGAAGAUAAUUUUGAAUAUUUUAGAUCUGUAGCUAAACCUGGUUGGCGGAAUUCCAUUCGUCACAAUUUAUCAUUCUAUCAUUGUUUUGUUCGUGAUUUAUCUAAUAAUAAAAAACAUGGUUCAAAAUGGAUGUUACAGUUUGAUCCUGAUGACUUU
Messenger RNA from Lottia gigantea (owl limpet), 249 nucleotides. RefSeq lists its product as hypothetical. NCBI's taxonomy places the organism in Eukaryota, Metazoa, Mollusca, Gastropoda, Lottiidae. Gene Ontology annotation, molecular function: sequence-specific DNA binding; DNA-binding transcription factor activity. The transcript is spliced from 2 exons. Gene Ontology annotation, biological process: regulation of DNA-templated transcription; G2/M transition of mitotic cell cycle. The record is from RefSeq and is a predicted model, not a curated record. The annotation marks the transcript as partial.